This is a messenger RNA of Fusarium sp. VM40, 1497 nucleotides long. The record is from the annotation of a GenBank genome assembly. NCBI's taxonomy places the organism in Eukaryota, Fungi, Ascomycota, Sordariomycetes, Hypocreales, Nectriaceae.
AUGGAGCUCAAGCAGAACACGACAAUCGUCGUGCUCGGUGCUUCUGGUGAUCUGGCGAAAAAGAAGACGUACCCUGCGCUCUUCGGUCUUUACCGAAAUCAGUUCCUCCCCAAGGAUGUCAAGAUUGUUGGAUAUGCCCGUACCAAGAUGGACCACGAUGAAUACAUUCGACGCAUCAAGUCCUACAUAAAGACUCCCACCAAAGAAACUGAGCAGCAGCUCGAAGAGUUCACACAGCUCUGCACCUACGUCUCGGGUCAAUAUGACAAGGAUGAGUCCUUCCAGGGCUUGGAGAAGCACCUCCAAGAGGUUGAGGCGGACCGCCCUGAGAACCACCGUCUGUUCUACAUGGCGCUCCCUCCUAGUGUCUUCACCAUUGUUUCUCAGCACCUCAAGAAGAUCUGCUACCCCAAGAAUGGUGUUGCACGUGUCAUCGUCGAGAAGCCCUUCGGUAAGGAUCUCGCCAGCUCCCGUGAGCUUCAAAAGUCGCUCGAGCCCGACUGGAACGAGCAAGAGCUGUUCCGAAUUGACCACUACCUUGGAAAGGAGAUGGUCAAGAACAUUUUGAUCCUCAGAUUCGGUAACUCCUUCCUCGGCGCCACAUGGAACCGACAGCACAUCGACAACGUCCAAAUCACAUUCAAGGAGCCCUUCGGCACUGAAGGACGUGGAGGUUACUUCGACGAGUUUGGUAUCGUUCGUGAUGUUAUGCAGAACCAUCUCCUCCAGGUUCUCACUCUCCUGGCUAUGGAGCGACCCAUCUCUUUCAAUGCCGAGGACAUCCGCGACGAAAAGGUUCGCGUCCUCCGCGCCAUUCCCGCCAUUGAGCCCAAGAAUGUCAUCAUUGGCCAGUACGGAAAGUCUCUUGACGGCAGCAAGCCUGCUUACCGCGAGGACGACACCGUUCCCCAGGAUUCUCGAUGCCCUACUUUCUGCGCCUUGGUCGCUUACAUCAAGAACGAGCGAUGGGACGGCGUACCUUUCAUCAUGAAGGCUGGAAAGGCCCUUAACGAGCAAAAGACCGAGAUUCGAAUCCAGUUCAAGGAUGUUACAUCAGGCAUCUUCAAGGACAUCCCCCGAAACGAGCUUGUUAUGCGCAUCCAGCCCAACGAGAGUGUCUACAUCAAGAUGAACUCCAAGCUGCCUGGUCUCAGCAUGCAGACUGUCGUCACCGAGCUCGACCUUACCUACCGACGACGAUUCUCCGACCUCAAGAUCCCCGAGGCUUACGAGUCGCUUGUGCUUGACUGCUUGAAGGGUGACCAGUCCAACUUUGUCCGUGAUGAUGAGCUUGAUGCUAGUUGGCGCAUCUUCACUCCUCUUCUUCACUACCUUGAUGACAACAAGGAGAUUAUCCCCAUGGAGUACCCUUACGGCUCUCGUGGACCCGCCGUCUUGGAUGACUUUACGUCCUCUUACGGCUAUAAGUUCAGCGAUGCUGCUGGCUACCAGUGGCCAACAACCAACGCCGCUGCUCCCCCUCAAAACAAGUUGUAA